Molecule: messenger RNA, 1620 nt
Organism: Physella acuta
Lineage: Eukaryota; Metazoa; Mollusca; Gastropoda; Physidae
Product: galectin-4
Molecular function (GO): carbohydrate binding
Source: RefSeq, a predicted model, not a curated record
CUCACUCCUCAUCAAAGCCCAGAAGGACAAUCGGACCAGCCUUUAACUUCCACAGGCCAGGUACAAGACAGCACUGACCAGUAGUAGCUAUGGGUAACAAUAUCCAGGUGCCAUAUUCAGGUAGACUUCCAAGUGGAGUCCAGGUGGGAAGUGAAGUUGUCAUUGUAGGUAAAACCCCACCACAUUUCGACAGGUUCAGCAUUAAUCUGUGUACUGGACCUAACCUGGACCAAGACUGCGCCUUUCACUUCAACCCCAGGUACCAUGAUGGCCGAGUGGUCAGGAAUCACAAGCAGGGUGGGAACUGGGGUGGGGAGGAAACGAAUGGAGGGAUGCCAUUCAAGAAAGAUCACAGUUUUGAAAUCUACAUCAAAGCAACUCAACAGGGGUAUGAGGUAAAAGUGAACCACGACCAUUUUUGUAACUUCAAUCAUAGAAUUCCCAAAGAGAGUGUCCAGUUUCUCCAUAUUGCAGGGGACUGUAUAAUCACAUCAAUCCAACCACUGGGAGGACAAUCUUUUCCUGGCCAAAACUUUCCACCUGCACCAGGAUACCCAGCAGGGCAAAAUUACCAAUCUGCACCGGCACCAGGAUAUCCUGCAGGACAAGGUUACCAACCUGCACCUGGGUAUCCUGCAGGACAAAGUUAUCAACCUGCCCCAGGAUAUCCUGGUGCGCCAGGCUAUCAAGCAGCUCCAGGAUAUCCCAUGGGCCAAAACUUCCCUCCAGCACCUGGUUUCAAUGUCGGUCAAGGCUUCCCACCUGCAUCAGGACAAAUACCAUCAUCUGUUCCAAUCCAAGGGGGAUUGUACCCAGGAAAGUUAAUUUAUAUUUCUGGAGUUCCUUCCCCUAACGCAAACAGGGUAACCAUCAACCUGGCAUGUGGCCCCAACGACGCGGCCGACAUUUCUCUUCACUUUGACAUCCGAUUCAACUUUAAUGGUGAGAGAAACCAGGUUGUCAGGACUCACAAGCAGAACGGAACCUGGGGCCCAGAGGAGAGACAGAUGAAUUAUUUCCCCUUCAUGCCAGGCACAAACUUUGAGUUGAUGAUCCUGGUUGAGCAAAAUAGUUUUAAGGUGGCGGUCAACAACCAACACUUUAUAGAAUUCGCUCACAGAAUUCAACCAUUUCAAAGAGCUGACCAUGUCCUAAUUUCUGGAGAUAUCACUACCAGUCAAGUUCGCUUCCAAUAAAUUAAAUUAAAUUUGGUUUCUUUAAGUAGGCAAUCUAAAAAUAUUGAUGAAAAUAUUUGAGUUUGGCGCAGUGCAACAAUUAAAAUAAGAUGAAAUUUUUAUUGUUACAUUUUAUUUGUUUUAUGCAAAAUAUUUAUGAUUAAAAUAGACUGAAAUUAAAACAUUUUAAUAGAAUAUUAUGCUUUCACAGUAAUUAUUAUACUGUUCAUUUCUACUGUUGUAUGUAUAAUAAUAUUGCAUUCAAAAGAACUAUUUUAUUAUUUAGAACUGUUUAAUAUUUAAAAAGUGUUUAUGUCUUCACAAAUGUUUAUUUGUAUUGUAGAUAGUUAAAUUAUAUAGAACUCACCCAUUUCUAGAUCUGUAUAUGCUUUAUCUUGAUACUUGUGAUAUUAUUAAAAAAGCCUAAGAUAUAGGCCUAAAUAUA